CUGCUUUUCUCUGUUCUUAAGGGCUCGAAGAUGUCAGGGAUUGCCUUGAAUCGCCUCUCACAGGAAAGAAAGGCAUGGAGGAAAGACCAUCCAUUUGGAUUUGUGGCUGUACCUGUGAAGAAUCCAGAUGGUACAAUGAACCUGAUGAAUUGGGAGUGUGCUAUUCCAGGCAAAAAAGGGACAACUUGGGAAGGAGGCUUAUUUAAACUCCGGGUGCUUUUUAAGGAUGACUAUCCAUCUUCACCACCAAAGUAUGAGAUUUUAAAUACCACUGACAAGGUCACAAUUCAUUGCUGAACUUUAAUUGCCCUUGAAAAGAUGAUGGUAAGCCACCUUUUUUUUUAUAGAUAUUUUUAUUAGAAAUUUAACAUUUU
Molecule: messenger RNA, 374 nt
Organism: Chiloscyllium plagiosum (whitespotted bambooshark)
Lineage: Eukaryota; Metazoa; Chordata; Chondrichthyes; Orectolobiformes; Hemiscylliidae
Source: RefSeq, a predicted model, not a curated record